AUGAUCCAAAACCGCACGGUGGGGGACAGUCUUCGCGGCUUCCUGCUGCACUCCUCCAACUUCCAUUCGGAGAGCUAUACCGGGGCUGCAGAGGCAACGUUCACCUGCGCGUCGUUCUUCCAGGAGGGCGUGAUGGGGAUUCACUGUGAGGCCACUCACGGGUUUGCCGAUGGUCGGUGCUCGCGGUCCGAGCGCAGUACACCCAGCAGCCUCUGUGCUGCGGACCAGCCUGUUGACAUGUUGCUCCACGCCUGGGACGAAGAUCAAGAGCGCGGAACAGUUCGUGUGUCGGCUCCUGAGCGCCAAGAAGCGGCAGACUGGCUCAACCAGUUUCUCCCGGACAUGUGCGGAGCCCCGGGGCAUGCGACGGUAGUGCUGUCAGCCAUUUCGACGGCAUCUUCAGGCUUUGCCAUACUCUUACUGCUGUGUGGAGUGAUUUUCGAUAACCUCGAGUCGCGGAUCGUCCAUGGCGGUGCGAUGACAGCUCUGGUCGCUGGCGGAUUGCAGGCGGCGCUGAUAGGCGUUUGGAUGUUUGAGACGCACGUGUUGCACCACGAAAGGAACCACUUCGGCACUUCGUUCUACCUCAGCAUUGUGAGUGUCGCCGCUCACGUGAUGGCUUACGUUGUUGCGAUGCGCCACCUGCGCAUCGAGAAGGAUGCACUCGUCGAGUUGGGGCUGCUUGAGGAGGACGACGAGUCGAUCGAUGACAUCUUCAAAACGAAAAAGCUUGCCGAUGAUUGGGACGACGGAGAGUAUAACACGAAGGCGUCGUCCUCGCCCCGCAAAGAGGAUACCUCCAGAUAUGCUGAAGUGGUAGUCUAG
Messenger RNA from Phytophthora sojae, 825 nucleotides. RefSeq lists its product as hypothetical. The transcript has a single exon. The coding region runs from base 1 to 825 and encodes 274 amino acids. The record is from RefSeq and is a predicted model, not a curated record. Lineage: Eukaryota; Oomycota; Peronosporomycetes; Peronosporales; Peronosporaceae.